Molecule: messenger RNA, 124 nt
Organism: Cetraspora pellucida
Lineage: Eukaryota; Fungi; Glomeromycota; Glomeromycetes; Diversisporales; Gigasporaceae
Source: the annotation of a GenBank genome assembly
AAGUUUAUCUGAUAAUGCUUUUGCAAAAGCAUUAGCUACAGGAACUCUUCGACAAUAUUUAUAUUUGCAAAUAGAUCAACAAAUUUGUAAUACUCAUUAUAUGGAAAUUGUUGAAAAUCCUUAG